This is a messenger RNA of Helobdella robusta, 336 nucleotides long. RefSeq lists its product as hypothetical. The transcript has 3 exons. Gene Ontology annotation, cellular component: endoplasmic reticulum membrane; junctional membrane complex; plasma membrane. NCBI's taxonomy places the organism in Eukaryota, Metazoa, Annelida, Clitellata, Rhynchobdellida, Glossiphoniidae. The record is from RefSeq and is a predicted model, not a curated record. The annotation marks the transcript as partial.
GACGUCAUCGACGGCAACAUGACUGAGUGCUACUCUGGCGAGUGGAAGAAUGAUAAGAGAUGCGGCUACGGAAUUUGCUCGCGCUCGGACGGUCUGAAGUACAUAGGUGAAUGGUUCAACAACAAGAAGAACGGCUACGGGCAGACCAUUUUCCCAGAGGGGUCAGUUGAGGAGGGCAAGUACAAGAACAACAUUCUCGUUGCUGGUGAGUUCUUCAAAAGUUCGAUCUUCGCCAUGAGAGCAGGUAGGCUGAGGGAGCAGAUUGAUUCAGCAGUCAGUGAAGCCGCGAAAGCAUCCCAGAUCGCCAUACAAAAAACAGAAGUUGCUAUGAAUAGG